Molecule: messenger RNA, 6153 nt
Organism: Branchiostoma floridae (Florida lancelet)
Lineage: Eukaryota; Metazoa; Chordata; Leptocardii; Amphioxiformes; Branchiostomatidae
Product: probable phospholipid-transporting ATPase IF
Biological process (GO): phospholipid translocation
Cellular component (GO): endoplasmic reticulum; trans-Golgi network; plasma membrane
Molecular function (GO): ATP hydrolysis activity; ATPase-coupled intramembrane lipid carrier activity; magnesium ion binding
Source: RefSeq, a predicted model, not a curated record
UCUCCACUUCCGGGUCGUAAAUGAAGAGUUCAUUUGGUGCCAAGUUGCCAGAGACAAGCAGCGACCAGGAAAUACAUUUUCAACGGGCAAAAAGACCUUCAUUAUCGAUCGGUCUGGGACUUGAACGACCGCUCAUUGUCUGCUAAGACGCCCGGGAGCCAUGUCCUAGCAUCUGUGGGUGAUUUUUGAGGGGCCUGUCGCGAUGCAGAAUUUCGCCCGACGGUCCAUCAGGAGAAUCGGAAGAAGUGUGUGAUCGCAAACUCCCGUGUUUCGUUCUCGUGGAAGUACGUGUUUGUUGAUUGGUUGGUUGUGCCGUGAGCGGAGAUAUGAAGAAAAGACCAAAUAAGAGCCUUGGGACUAAUACUGUGUACCAGGGCCUUGAGGCUAUACCUCCGGGAGAAUCGCGUACAGUUUACGUAGCAAACCGCCAGGCGCCAUGGGCAGGCACCGAGGUCUACAUAGCACCAGAGGAGUAUCCUGACAACACGAUAACAUCCUCAAAGUAUACAGCAUGGAACUUCAUCCCCAAGAAUUUAUUCGAGCAGUUCAGAAGAAUAGCAAACUUUUACUUUCUGUGUGUAGGAAUCAUCCAGCUGUCGCUAGGAGAUGACACGCCCGUCAGUCCUGUCACCAGCAUCAUGCCACUGGUGUUUGUGGUUUUUGUUACAGCAAUCAAACAGGGCUAUGAAGACUGGCUAAGACACAAGGCCGACAAUGAAGUCAACAAGAGUCCUGUACAUGUCAUACGGCAGGAUGAGCUGGUGGAGAUUAUGUCUCAGGACAUCAGGGUAGGAGACAUAGUGAAGGUCCAAUCAGACGAGAGUUUUCCCUGUGACCUUGUGAUGCUGUCAUCGGAUGACCCUGAAGGCAACUGUCACAUCACAACUGCCAGCUUAGAUGGCGAGACCAACCUCAAGAUUCAUUCCUCUGUGCCAGACACGGCUCACUACAACACUAUCCCUGAGCUGAAGGGCCUGUAUGCAUCCAUCGAGUGUCAGGAACCAGAGCCAGACCUCUACAGAUUUGUGGGCAGAAUCAACAUUUUCAAGAGUCCCAACGAACCAGUAGCUGUGAGAACUCUGGGACCGUUGAACAUUCUGCUGAGGGGAGCCCGGCUCAAAAACACCCCCUACAUCUACGGUGUGGCAGUCCACACCGGGCAGGAGACAAAGAUGGCCCUCAACUCUCACACCAAGCUGGGGAAGAGAUCAGUCAUAGAAAAGUCUAUGAACACCUACCUUCUGUUUUAUCUGUUUGUAUUGCUGGCUGAGACCUCCCUCUGUACCGGGCUGAAGUACUGGUACAUCGGCCGCGUCGGUGAACCCUGGUAUGUGGGAGAGGAUCCCUCGAAAAGGCCUGCAUUUCUUGAAGGGUUGGUGGAUUUCCUGGCUUUCCUGGUUCUAUUCAACUAUGUCAUUCCCAUCUCCCUGUAUGUGACUGUGGAAUUCCAGAAGUUCUUGGGGUCCAUUUUCAUCAGCUGGGACAUAGAAAUGUAUGAUGAAAAGAAUAACUUGAAAGCUCAAGCCAACACCUCCGAUCUCAAUGAAGAAUUGGGUCAGAUCGAGUACGUUUUCACUGACAAGACGGGAACGCUGACAGAGAAUGAGAUGUGUUUCCGGCAGUGUUCCAUCGGCGGGGCUCAGUUCGAGGAAUACCACGGAAACCUGGUGCACAUGAGCUCCCGAGUGCCAGUGUCGACAGCAAAUAUGGAGGCUUCAGUAGAAGAGUUCCUGGUAGCCAUAGCGCUGUGCCACACUGUCCACGUGCACAGCAACAACAGCAGUGCAAACAGCACCCCGGUCAAGGCCAAUGGCAUGUCCUUGGAUUCGGCUGCAUCCUUCGAGUACCAGGCUUCCUCUCCUGAUGAAAAGGCUCUAGUGGAAGCUGCAGACAGAUUUGGCAUCACCUUCCUCGGACAGACAAGAGUAACGGAAGGCAAGUCAGCAGGUGACUUCUUGAAGAUCAAUGUCAGGGGAGAAGAAAAACAAUAUGAGUUGCUUCAUAUCCUUGAAUUUGACCCAACAAGGAAAAGAAUGAGUGCCAUUAUCAAGUUACCAAACGGAAACAUCAGACUGUACACCAAAGGUGCGGAGUCUGCCCUGCUACCUCUGUGUUUAAGUGGAGAAAGGGACAAAACUUUGUACCAUGUCAACCAGUUUGCUGAGAUUGGCCUGCGAACACUGGUGUACUGUAUAAAGGAACUGAAUGAAGAGCAAUAUGCAGACAUCAAGAGCAAGAUGACGGAGGCCAGGAAUGCCCUGCAGGACAGGGAAGAAAAGGUGAAUGCAGUGAUUACCUACAUAGAGAAAGACUUCCACCUGUUGGGAGCCACUGGGGUGGAGGAUAAACUACAGGAUGGAGUCAGUGAUACUAUCCAGGCACUCAGGCUAGCAGGGGUAAAGGUUUGGGUCCUGACAGGAGAUAAACAGGAGACAGCUGUGAACAUCAGCCACUCCUGCACACACUUCCAGCGGGGCAUGAGCGAGCUCUACCUGGUACAGCAGAAAACCAUGCAGCAGUGUGCUGAAACCAUCAUGCAGCAUCUCAAAAGCAUCUCACAGUCCAGGUACCAACACAGUACAACAGUUACUGGGAAUACAAGAAGGAUCCAGGAGGACCACGUGACGACACACGCCCUAGUGGUGGAUGGUAUGAGCCUGGCUCACAUACUGACGGAUCACAGGGACAUGUUCAUGGAGCUGUGUCAGAACUGCACGGCUGUGCUCUGCUGUAGGAUGUCACCUCUGCAGAAAGCUGAGGUAGUGAAACUCGUGAAAGCUUCUCCGGAGCACCCAGUCACUCUGGCUAUUGGAGACGGGGCUAACGAUUGCAGCAUGAUCCAGGAAGCUCAUGUAGGAGUAGGCAUCAUGGGAAAGGAGGGACGUCAGGCGGUGCGCGCCAGUGACUUCGCCUUCGCCAGGUUUAAUGUUGCUUUCAUUAGCCCCCAGCUCCUAUCCCAGUUCUACAAUGGGUACUCGCAAACGACUCUGUAUGAUACAGCGUUCCUGACGUUCUACAACAUAUUCUUCACUUCUCUACCGAUCCUGUUGUACGGCCUGUUCGAACAGAACAUUAAGAAGGCAGACCUUAUGAAGAAUCCGGAACUCUACAAGGACAUUGCUAAGAACAGGAGGUUGGAUAUCUUCCACUUCCUGUACUGGACAAUACUUGGAAUCUGGCAUGCGUUGGUUAACUACUAUGGCCCAAUGUACCUGUUCUGGGAUGCCCCAUCACUGAUGCCUGACCAAACAAUGUUUGGGAACUUCGGUUUGGGGACAUUCAUAUUCACGGCAGUGGUGAUAGUAGUCAACCUUAAGAUGGCAGUGGAGACUCACUACUGGACCUGGCUGAACCAUUUCGCCAUCUGGGGGUCCAUCAUCGUCUAUUUCCUCUUCACAUUGGUCUACAGCGCCAUUAUGUUCGGCUGGCCCAUUGAUAACAAACCUAUGUACUACGUGUUUCUCCAACUGCUGUCCAGUCCGACGGUGUGGCUGGCCCUCCUGGUGCUGGUCACUGCCUGUAUGAUUCCGGACGUCUUCAUAAAGGUCAUCUUCAAACACAUCAGGCCAAGCAGGGUGCAACACAAGCAGAUGAAGAUGAAGAACAAGUUGCAGCAGUUAAAGACAAGUAUCAGUACUGUGUCGGAGCAGAUGCUUCUCUCAGUUCAAUCCUCCCGCGCCCCCUCACGCGCAACGACGCCAAACAUCGAAGGCGUACGCUACGUUACGCGUUCGGAGACGGCCGAACUUGUUACCACAUUGUAAUUCUCUCCUAGUUAAGCAGAAAAGGUUAACUGACAGUGUGUAUUUUGAUUAUAACAGUGGGGGAAAUCUUCCUCGCACUGAAAUGACCAUAGCAAUAAGUAUUUUCUGUAUCAUUAGAGUAAUUGCAGUAUGCCCUUAUAAAUAAUUUUUUUGGAACAUUGCAGUGAAAGUAGCAAAUUAAUGUCAUUUAGGGCUAUCAUUAUUUUCUCUUUUGAUUGACUUAGAAACAAUUCUUUAUUCUUGACACAAAUAAGGAAAGAAAUAUUUGAUAUAUCUUAUGUUAUCAAGAGAUUGUAUCCAUUUUCAGAUUGUACCCAUUUGAGAGAUUAGAAGUAUAAUAUGCAGUUGUAAACCUACUAUUAUAUUUCAAUUUUUCCAUGAUCAGUGUUACAAGUAGCACAAUUUUUUUCAUUUUCUUUCAGUAUAACAGUGUAAUGUUGACCGUCAAACUUAAGGCAAAUUUUUACUUAGUCUUUAUAGCUUCUUUCUGAAAGAAAAACUUACAGCAAAGUGCUGAACAGUUUACUGCCAUUUAUCAUAAUGCAGUGACACUUUAACCAUCUUCCUACAAGGGAUGUACAAAUUUGUAUAGGUUACAACUUACGCUGUAAGCAGGAGAUGGUUAAUGAAUACUUGGGGUGGAGGGACAGGAGUUUUAUAUUGCACUGAGACAAGAAAUAUUGAAGCAAGACUCUACAUAGUGUUUCUGUGUUUACUUGAAGUUACUUAUUAUCAUCAUAAUGGUGUUUGCACACUUUUUCAUACAUGUGUGGAUUUGAUAUGAAUCAGUUACUUAGACUUUUGAAGAUAUGUUGAUAUGAUGAUAUGAUUAUCCUUGUAUCAACCCAUAUACAGAGACACUUUCCUUAUUAUUGAUAUUACUGUUACAGAGUUGUAGACUGAAAUAGGACACCUAAUGAGAUCUGAAAGCAAAAUGUUACCCAGAAGUCACAGAAAUUUCAUCAUUUCAGGACGAAAAGCAAGACAACUUGAUUGAUAAGUAUUUACUGCUUUUCAUUCCAUUUAGAAUAAUCUGAAAAUUGUUUUCAAGAAAACAGUUAUAUUCAUCUUCGGUAGAAUUUUAGUCCGGAAAGUGGCUAUCUGGUUUUCAUGUUUAUUGGCUUUAUUCAGAAUAAGCCAAUUAUCAACACUCAUCCUCCCAAUUUCUUCUGUAAUCAUUUGGGACCAAAGUGGAGAUGGAGUUUAGCAAUGAGGAGAUCUGUUAAGGGAUAAAAAUGAGUCUUUCAGAAUAGUUUUUUAGGAGAUAAAACUACAACCCCUUCCUUUGAGAUUUAAUGGAAAAUCAAAUACACUUUCUAAGAAAUGGAAAAGCUUAUGAGAUAUUCAAAACAUGGGGUGUGCCAUUUGAUUUACCUCGAAGUAAGACAAAUGAAAUUUGGUAUUCGUCUUUUCGAUUCUUAACAAGUCAGAACACUUCAAUAAAGAAGAUGUAAAAUGUUGACAUGUACAGAGACAGUUUCUAUUGUAUGUCCAACCUACCAGUAUUUGAGAAUUAACUGGCUAUUGAGAUUGAUAGAGGAAUUGGUGCAAUUUGAACUGACAUUAGCCAUAAUGAAGAUUUCUUUUUGAUAGUGAUAGAAAGUCUUUUUUUUUUUCAAACCAGCUUGCAUUUGGUGUUUCCAAAGUAGCCCUGUACCUAUCUUUUUUUUUUCAGUUCAGUUGUGCAAUGGAUACGAAAUGUCAUGAUCGGUCAGGCACAUCAGUUAAUACUUUGGUACGUGGCUUUAACAUCUAGUAAACUGAUGAAAUUUGUACGUUUAGUCUUUUGCCUACCAACAUUGCAGUCAUGGGACAUUUCUACAUUUUGAUCAAACCAAAGUCUAGUCUAUCCCGUACGUCCAUCUUUAUCACAAAUUAGCAAUAACAUGUUGCAGAAUGAAAGAAAAAGAGCCUGCCUAUUGAAGUGCCAAUGUUGAGAAAGCUACAUGAUACUAGUUGCUUGAAUCAGAAAUUUCGAAAGUGAAACAUUUUUACAAAAGAAAUAAAGGUGCAUGGUGCCAAGCAAGCUUUAUAUAAUGUUUCAGCAUCUUUGUAGCCUGAUUAAAUCUCGCUUAUAGCAGCCCGCCCAACAUCCACCGACCUCUGCAGGGAGGUGCAAGUUACAGCACUGGACAGCAGAGUUUGUGUUACACAGACUAGCAUCUUUAGUGCAUCUAUUUUAUAGUAACAGGGAAGAAUUGGAAGAAUGGGCAAUAUACAUAAUCCUCAUGUUCUUAUGGUUAUUCUUUGUGUGGUCAGUAUAACGUUAUACCUUCACUUCUUGCAGUUCUACAUUUAUAUCUAUGACAUUCAUAUUUCUGACAAUUUGUAAUUUAAAUAUUUUGUCAGCUGUGUACCUAAUAAAAAUGUAUGUAGGACCAAUUCGACU